AUGUCGGACUCAGACUCUUUGACGAAUUGUCGCUUCUAUGAAGAAAAAUAUCCCGAAAUCGAAAGCUUCGUGAUGGUAAACGUGAAGCAGAUAGCAGAAAUGGGUGCCUAUGUCAAACUAUUAGAAUACGACAAUAUCGACGGCAUGAUUCUCCUCUCAGAACUUUCCCGGAGACGUAUCAGAUCGAUACAGAAACUCAUCAGAAUUGGCCGGAACGAGGUGGUUGUCGUGCUAAGAGUGGACAAAGAGAAAGGCUAUAUCGAUUUGUCAAAACGAAGAGUCUCCGCCGAAGACAUUGUUCGUUGCGAAGAACGCUACAACAAGAGCAAAUCCGUCCACUCCAUCCUCCGCCACGUCGCAGAGAAGACGAAGACACCUAUUCUGCAGCUGUAUGAAAACAUUGGCUGGCCGCUUAACAAGAGAUACCAACAUGCAAAUGACGCCUUCAAACUGUCAAUUACCAACCCUGAGGUGUGGAACGACGUUACAUUCCCUAACGAAGUUGUCAAGGAGGAACUCAUCUCAUAUAUCGGCAAGAAGUUGACGCCGCAUCCCACAAAAGUUCGUGCUGAUGUGGAAGUAACAUGCUUCAAGUACGACGGCAUCGACGCAGUCAAAGAGGCACUUCGAAAAGCAGAGGCCAAAAACACUCCAGAGACUCAAGUCAAGGUGAAGCUAGUAUCACCACCUCACUACGUCUUAACGAGCCAGUGCUUGGACAAGAGUAUGGGUAUACAGCUACUGGACCAGGCCAUCAAGGAUAUUGACGAGAACAUCAAGGAGGCAGGUGGCGGGUGUGUGGUCAAGAUGGCUCCUAAGGCUGUGACGGAGCAUGAUGAUGCAGAGCUCCAGGCACUCAUGGACAAGAGGGCUAAAGAGAAUGAAGAAGUGAGCGGAGAUGAAGAUAUCAGCGAGAGUGACGAGGGCCCCGAGGUUGCAUAA
Molecule: messenger RNA, 942 nt
Organism: Exophiala xenobiotica
Lineage: Eukaryota; Fungi; Ascomycota; Eurotiomycetes; Chaetothyriales; Herpotrichiellaceae
Exons: 2
Coding region: 1-942 (313 amino acids)
Cellular component (GO): eukaryotic translation initiation factor 2 complex; eukaryotic 48S preinitiation complex; eukaryotic translation initiation factor 2B complex
Molecular function (GO): ribosome binding; translation initiation factor activity; RNA binding
Source: RefSeq, a predicted model, not a curated record